This is a messenger RNA of Ascoidea rubescens DSM 1968, 591 nucleotides long. It is a transcript of the gene TRI1, whose product is annotated as Tri1p. The annotation marks the transcript as partial. The record is from RefSeq and is a predicted model, not a curated record. The transcript is spliced from 2 exons. Gene Ontology annotation, cellular component: nucleus. Lineage: Eukaryota; Fungi; Ascomycota; Saccharomycetes; Ascoideales; Ascoideaceae.
GUCUUCAACGUCCACGAGUACCUUCCCACCAUCGAUGCCAUUCUCAGCGUGGCCGACCUCGAGAAGAUGACUGUCAAGAAGCUCCGCAACGCCUUGCAGGAGCUCUUCACUGUCGACUUGCUGCCUCACAAGGAAGAGGUGAACAAAACCAUCAUGCUGAGGUACUUCAGGUUGGUCGAGGCCAGGAAGACCGAGCAGCAGCAGCAUGAGCAGCAGCACGAACGACAGCAACAGAUCCAGAAGAACGAACUACUUGCUGCAAAAUUGCACUCCUCACUUAACGCCAACAACAAGAAGUUGAGAAGCAAGGUUGCCUUAAAGGCCAGCGAUAUCAACGAUAACGAAUCAAAUACUCCUGGUGGGCUAGCCAAGCCUGUCGUUUUGUCGGCUCAGCUACAGCUGCUUCUCAACUGUCAUGACAAACUUCCAAGAACAGCAGUCGUUAAAAAACUAUGGGAAUACAUCAAACUAAACAAUCUUCAGAACCCUUCUGAUAAAAGAGAGAUCAUCUGUGACGAAGCAAUGCAACCUAUCUUUGGCGAGAAGAUUUCCAUGUUCCAAUUGAGCAAAGUAACCUCUGCCCAUUUGUUU